Messenger RNA from Puccinia graminis f. sp. tritici CRL 75-36-700-3, 1044 nucleotides. RefSeq lists its product as uncharacterized. The coding region runs from base 1 to 1044 and encodes 347 amino acids. The transcript is spliced from 3 exons. NCBI's taxonomy places the organism in Eukaryota, Fungi, Basidiomycota, Pucciniomycetes, Pucciniales, Pucciniaceae. The record is from RefSeq and is a predicted model, not a curated record.
AUGACAAGAACCAAGCGACAAAGCCAACUCCGAGCUCAGCAAAGGAUGGGCCCCUUCUCCCCGGGUAAACCUGGUGCUCUCAGUGGGCGCAUGGCCCUUGAUCACCAGGAAUUUAAAGGGAGAAGAGUGGUCUUUCCUCCGGCUGUUUCACAAUCAUCAACCCAUCCGCCUCCAAGCCCCUUGGCCCUGGGUGAUCCUGGUCUGCUCAAUGGGUGUAUGGCCCUCGACCACCAGGAUUAUAAGGGGUCAAGUGUGGUUUCGUCGUCAAUCCGUUCAUCAGAAAAUCCGGAAGCCCCAAAGUCAAGAAAUCCGCCGCCUAAGCAUGCCUCAGGAACCGCCAAGAAGAUUGCUAGAUUACAAAAGAAGUUGGGAUGCGAUGAUAAUGUUUGGAUACUUCCAACCUCGAUUUCUUUGAAAAAAAUAAACUCCGAUAAACCCAUUCAGAUUCUACCUAACUUGAACCGCCCUCGCAACCUUGUCACGAGUUCAGGCGGUGUCCCUCAUUUUAUCCUCGAACGUCAUCCAUUCGACAUAAAACCUCCGACACAUGAGUUUCAAGAACUCUCCAAUGUCAUCAAAACCCUCUAUCAAAUGGCCCAAAAUAGGCCCACGAACACAAUGAAUACAAAACGUUUGGGCGGAGAGAUGCGUAUGAUUGGCUUUCGUUGUGCUUCUGAUAGGGGUAAAAGAGGUGGAACAUAUGUACGGAAUGACUUAACACCUGAAGAAGAGGCUAAGGACGACCAGCUUUGGGAGAAGCUCCAAUCUCACAACGAUUUUCUUGCCCGCCGUAUGGAAUCCCUCUGUUCUAGCGCCUAUCAAGAAAACCAAUCCAUCAUGUGUGACUACGGAAUCCCCAAUUGGAGUCAGGAGGAAUGGUCAGAAAUGAGGAAGGAGGAGGAUGUGGAGUAUAAGUUUGCCUCAAAUGUCUCAGUCACAUUCGACAAUUUUUACAACAAAGCUCAUCAAGAUGAGGGUGAUCUCAACGGCUGGACCUACGACACCCUUAUCUCAUUGACUUUGUACAUUCGAAUGGUAUUGUAG